UAUGAGAGUCAGACAUCGUUUGGUUCCAUGUACCCAACACGUAUAGAGGGGGCGACCCGGUUGUUCUGUGAUGUGUAUAACCCUCAGAGUAAGACGUACUGCAAGCGACUGCAGGUUCUGUGUCCUGAACACUCCAGAGAUCCAAAGGUCCCGGCAGACGAGGUGUGCGGUUGUCCUCUGGUUAAAGACGUGUUUAAGCCGACAGGAGAGUUUUGUCGUGUCUCUAAGAGGAAGUGUAACAAACAUUACUGCUGGGAGAAACUGCGCCGUGCUGAGGUCGACCUGGAGAGAGUCCGAGUGUGGUAUAAGCUGGACGAGCUGUUCGAGCAGGAAAGGAAUCUGAGGACGGCGAUGACGAAUCGAGCCGGUUUAUUGGCUCUGAUGCUGCACCAGACCAUCCAACACGACCCAAUUACAACUGACCUGCGCUCUGCCAAGGACAGGUAGUCAGGUAGACAGGUAGACAGCUAUAGAGAGAAACAUAGAUGGAUAGAAGGAUUCAUUAAAAGACGCAUAUUUCUAUUUUAAAUGUGUUUGUGAAUAUUCAGAAUGCAUUGUGGGAAGCAGAGGCAGCACGCAACAGGAAGCACAUUACAUCACAGUGAGGUCAUAGAUAAAGAUGUGAUUCUGAAAUAAAAAUCUGGCAAUAAUGAGACGGCUCUUCCUAAGCCCUGCCCCUUUUACUCUGUGCUCCAAUCACAGUUGAGCAAGCCUCGUGUUCAUCAAUCGUUAGCUAGCUAGUUGCAUCUGAUAGCUGAUGUUAGUUAAUCUACAAUAUAAUAUAAUCAAUAAUCAGUCAUUUCAGAAGAAACUAGCUAGCUAAUGUUUUUCUUUGUAGCAAAAUGGUAGCUAACUAACUAGCUAGCAGUGAUUACUGUAUAUUUGUUAGCUAGUGAGCUAGCAUGUUGCUAACAUUAGCUAUCUUAAGAUGUAAAUAUAUAAAUGUCUCUUUUAUCUUUUAACCGUCUUCAAAAUGUGAUUGUCAGCAUAGAUUAUUUUAGCACGUAGCAUAUGUAAGUACAGGACAGGAGGAGGUUAACUGAGGCUUGCUCAACUGUGAUUGGAGGGGCGGGGCUUAUGACGAGUUCAUUAUAAUAUUUAACACCUCCUGUUUUUUUUUUCUUUGGUGAAUAUAAUGUUUAUAUUCUCAUUAAUAAUCACAUAAUCAGCUUUCUGUUUUUAUACCUUUUAUACUGUUUUAUUCCUCAAGGACUACAUUACCCAUAAUUCCAGCAGUCAGAGACUGAACACUACAGUUUUUAAUAUUUUAUAUGAAUCAAUAAGAAAUGGUGAAAUAAAUAAUCACAUGAAUACAUACAGAUGUGAUAUUUACAUGAUGAAUAAAUGUUUCAUAACAUAGUUAUUAUAUGUAUAUCAGAUCCUUUCACAAUAAGAGCACAUUGUUUCAGACAGGUAGACAGAUAACUAAUAAUAAAGUACUUUAAUAAUCCCAAAGUCACGCAUUCAUUUCAUAGAACCAAUAACUCAACAAUCUGACAGCCAAUCACAUCACUUCGUUGUGUUUAAAUGAGCUGAUAAUAAUAAUGACAUUUAUAAAAUGUAUAUUUCUUCUGUAUUUAUUCCUCUGAUUAUUUAUUCCUAAGAACUCUACAUGCAGCUAAAACUUUCAUAUGUUCAUAUGUCUGUUUUUAUCCUGAUGUUGUUGUUAUUGUUGUUUAUUGUUUUGAUAUUUUAUAUUUUUGUUCAUGUACAAACUUUCAUUAAACAUUUACAGUUUCUGUGUUUCUGUUCUGAUAUUCUGCAGAGAUGAUGAACCGAUUAUUAACUAGUAAUAAAAAUGACGCUG
Morone saxatilis (striped sea-bass) is the source of this 1807-nucleotide messenger RNA. Its product is annotated as CXXC-type zinc finger protein 1-like. Gene Ontology annotation, biological process: positive regulation of DNA-templated transcription. Lineage: Eukaryota; Metazoa; Chordata; Actinopteri; Moronidae. Gene Ontology annotation, cellular component: Set1C/COMPASS complex. The record is from RefSeq and is a predicted model, not a curated record.